This is a messenger RNA of Neocloeon triangulifer, 3793 nucleotides long. RefSeq names its product tyrosine kinase receptor Cad96Ca-like. Gene Ontology annotation, molecular function: ATP binding; transmembrane receptor protein tyrosine kinase activity; calcium ion binding. The transcript is spliced from 9 exons. Lineage: Eukaryota; Metazoa; Arthropoda; Insecta; Ephemeroptera; Baetidae. The record is from RefSeq and is a predicted model, not a curated record. Gene Ontology annotation, cellular component: signaling receptor complex; membrane. The coding region runs from base 289 to 2160 and encodes 623 amino acids. Gene Ontology annotation, biological process: positive regulation of kinase activity; protein phosphorylation; multicellular organism development.
AAGGGAAAGUCAACCUUUUCUCGAGAGUCUCUCCGGAUCCGACGUCGCGUCGCGAGUGCGUGUGUUUUUCUUCUUCUUUCUCGGUGUGCUGAGUCACACUUGAAAUUGCCAAUUUUCCGCGAUGCUCCGGUCGGCAGCCGAAUUCUUUCGGCGCGGCCGCUUCAUUAUUUGGUGAAAACCGCCCGCAGGCCUCCGAGUUUAAAAUAUACACCAAAGGAAUGUGGUGAAGAGUGUGUGUGAGGUGAACGAUUCCUCGACGUUUGCCAAAGUGAUUUACAUACAUCCGCAAUGGUGCGUCUUAUUAGCAGCUCAAUUAUCGGCCGCCUUGCUUUUUGGGUCGUCCUGCUCACUUCCUCGACGACAGGGCAAUUCAGCGACAACGUUCCGCCGUCUCUAACCCUGAACCGCGAAUGGCAAGUGCCGUCCACGGAACCGCUGGGCAGCGUCGUCGUCCGGGCGGACGCAAGAGACGUGGACGGCGACACGCUGACCUUCAGCCUAGAGCCGACGUCGCCCGACCACUUCGGGCAUCUGGACAGACCCGCGCCUUUCCGCAUAGACAAUGUCACCGGCGUGGUGUACGUCAACGAGACGCUUGAGGAAUUUGAAAACAAGCAGUUCUUCCUGUACGUGACCGUCAGCGACGGCUCAACUAGUCCGAAAACAGAAGUGCGGGUGCGAAUUCUGCCUCCGGGCGUCAAACCCAGCAGCAGCGGAGGCCUCCGACUGCCUCCCGGCAUUCCUGGCCCGGGGCUGCCACCACUUCCACCCUUCCAGCCACCCACGAGGUCGACCAAGCCUCCAAGAAGGAAGACGACGACGACCACGUCGACCACAACAGCGACCCUCCCGGAGGAAAUCACUGAGGCCCCCGUCGCUAGGGUUACGUCCGUGAUAGUGAGUUCAGCGAAAAACAAAACCGCAGAGGUCGAUUCCCCGAGCGACAAUUUGGUCAGCACCGUUCUGCCCGUCAUCGCCGUCGGCGCCGUUUUGGCCAUCGCGAUUGCAAGCGCGCUCUACGCGUUCAGACACAGAAUUUGCAGAAAGGCCGAGACCAAGGAGAGCAUGAGGAAGGAUUCCGGAGGGAUGGCGCUGCAGGCCUCCGCGGCCAACUGGGGCGGCCCAAGACCUGCUCUGAACCGCUACGAGUCGUCCUGGAGCCGAGACACCACCAUUUCUCAAAUGGAGCCCGGAAUACCGGAGAAAAUUGCCCAGGAGGACCGCUGGGAGUUUCCUCGACACAGACUGAAGGUUUUCCACAUCCUCGGAGAAGGAUGUUUCGGCCAAGUUUGGAAAUGCGAGGCGAUGGAUAUAGAUGGUCGUGAGGGGGCGUCAGUCGUUGCAGUGAAAACUCUCAAGGACAAUGCUGGCGACAAAGAACGCGAGGACCUCCAACAGGAGCUGAAGGUCAUGAAAACGCUCGACCCCCAUCCGAACGUGGUGCGACUCCUGGGGUGCUGCACGGAAAAAGAGCCGCUGUUCGUGAUCAUGGAGUACGCGGCGAUGGGCAAAUUGCAAAGUUUCCUCCGCAACUCGAGGGCCGACCGGCAGUACGGAAAUUUGCACGGCCGCAGCGACAGUCUGACCUCACGAGAGCUGACCAGCUUCAUGUACCAGGUGGCCAGAGGGAUGGAGUAUCUCUCGUCCAAAGGGAUUGUCCAUCGUGACCUGGCGGCCCGAAACGUGUUGCUGACCACGGACCGCGUGUGCAAAGUGGCCGAUUUCGGUUUCGCGCGAGACCUGGCCUCAGCCCUGGUGUACGAACGCAAGUCCGAGGGCCGCCUGCCCAUCCGGUGGAUGGCGCCCGAGAGUCUGUACGACAACAUUUUCUCCUCCAAGUCGGACGUGUGGAGCUUCGGCGUGUUCAUGUGGGAGGUGGUGACCCUGGGGUCGACGCCCUAUCCGGGUCUGGCGGCGGCCGAGGUGCUCAAGAAGGUUCGCGAUGGAAUGCGGCUGGAGAAACCCGAGCACUGUCGCCGCGAGAUUUACAACAUCAUGUUCUACUGCUGGGACAAGUCGCCGCAAGAGCGUCCCACUUUCCCCGAGGCGGUGCAGCUGCUGGAAAAGCUGCUCGUCUCUGAAACCGACUACAUCGAGCUGGAACGCUUCCCGGACCACUCGUACUACAACAUGGUCAGCCUCAGCGGCGAGAAAUUGUGAAAAUCUAAAAUUAAUUUGACGCUUUUAACCAUCAGCCGAGUGACGUUGUGUUUAUUUCCAAAAAGUGCAGAUGCGAGCGAAUGAUUUAAUCUUUCAUUUCUUUAAAGUGGAAUUUUGAACAUAUAUAUUUAUAAUUUUUUUUUAUAGAAAUCCAUUGUUUUUCUAUUACUGAAUAUUUAUAAUAAGGAAAAUUUGUCACAAAAAUUAGAGAGUAUUUUUUUUUUAAAACCAACAAAAGGCACUUCAAAUAAGUUCCUCGACAUAUAUAGCAAUUUUGGUGUUUUAAACACUUUUGGCACAAGUUUAUAAAAAGAAAGCAUAUCACGAUUUUCAUGUAGAUGAUGAGACCGCUCCUUCUAAAUUUCAAAUAUUAUGGAUUUUUUUUAGUUCUCUUAUAAGGACUCAUAAAAUCUAGAAAAGCAUGCAUGGCAACGGACAAAACUUUUAGGCCUAGCAAUUGUUUUGUUCUUAAAUUUUUCACUUUGAAGAUUUUGACAAGAACUUAUUUUUGGAUUCCGGAAUAUUCAAGUGCAUGGAAAACCUGGAAACGUUUUUUUUUAGUUAUAAUUAUUUUGAAUGAAAAUUUAUUCAAUUAAAUUAAACUAAAGAAAAUUGCUCUUUAGCGUGGAUAAACGUUCUUUAAACGACCUUUUAUUUGAGAAAAAGCUCAAUGAUUUUGAUAUAUUGUUUAUUUCUUUAAUAUUAAAAUCAAAAUAUGUUUAAUUUUCAAAAGAACAUUGCUAAAAGAAAAAUCCAAACCAAAAGUAAGCGUAUCAGAAAUUUUGCUUUGGAAAAAAACAUGAAAACAAUCCUUAACUUUUGCUUAUUGUUAAUGAAGAAAUUAUACUCUGAAGUUACUCGAUGGCUACGGAUCUGAUUGUGAGGAUCUUUCAGGUCGAGAAGAUAAGAAUGAAUUUCUCUAAUUGGGAAUCGACAGUGAAAUUAACUGUCUGCCAAAAUGCGUCUGCUCUGUGGGUCGGAAAUAAACGCACGCAAGGAACUGAGCUCAAACGGCGGCUCAGCUCUCAUAUUAUCGCAGAGGUCGGAGUUCCACUCAGAUGAACGCGGCAAUUUGAAAUUCCAUAAAAUUAUACCCUUCACGUGCAGGCAACUCAUUCGCAAUGGAGUUCUUUUUUCUGUUUAGCACUCGAAUGGGCAGUUUGCAAAUAAAUACGCCCAGCAGAAGGUUGUGCGUGAGGAAAUGAGGAAAUACCUCUUGUGAAUAAAAGAACGCCGACAGGAAACAAAACGCUGUUUUUCACUUUUUUUUGCAAGCGAGAGUGUGUUAUUUAUUGAGUCUACCAAGUAUGUACUUGUUCGCGAAAAGCCGCCGCCAGCUUAGAAUUUAUCGCCCGCGCAAAUGCGAUAAUCCCUGAAUAUAUUAAUAAUGCACAGUAGAGGCGAUAAAAGUUUACCAAAAGUGAUAUAAAAGUGUAUCAUGUUUUAAGAUAAAUUUUACCACGUCAAAAAUAUGGAAAACUUUUCGCAUAAGCUUCAAGAAAGUGUGUGAAUGUUAAUUCAUUGACAAGACUGCUGGUAUUGAAUUUGUAUUUAUGAAUUAUGUAUAUAAAUAUUGUAUUAUGCUCUACUGUAAUUUUAAACAAAAAAAUGUUAAAAAUAAAAAGAUUUAUUU